UUUCUCCUCCUCCUGUCUACUUUUCUUCUUCUUCCACAUUUUUCCCUUCUUCCUCUCCGUAUACCCCUUCUACUUCUACAGUCCAAGAAACCAAAACCCCACGUUUGCUCCAACUCUGACAUCAUGCCUACCGCACUGCUGAUCGGCGAAAUCACUCAUGCCCGCAAGGAGUGGGAAGAGCUGUCGUCCAUUCUGACGCUCAAGGAAUUCCCCAGCGGUACUAGAGAGGACUUUAUCCGCAACUGCAAGGAGGGUCAAUAUAAUGAUGUUCUGGUUAUUUAUCGCUCGAAUACUUCUACGAAGUUUACGGGUCCCUUCAAUGCAGAGUUACUUGCUGUUCUCCCCAAGUCGUUGAAGUAUAUUUGUCAUAAUGGUGCCGGGUACGACAACAUUGAUAUCAAGGGGUGCACAGACAAGGGAAUCGCCGUUUCCAGCACGCCUGUCGCUGUUAACCAUGCUACAGCUGAUGUGGGCAUCUUUUUGAUGAUCGGUGCCUUGCGACAGGCCUACGUGCCGUUGUCUGCUCUCCGGGCGGGUCAAUGGCAGGGCCAAACUACAUUGGGUCGUGAUCCCCAGGGUAAGGUGCUAGGCAUCCUCGGGAUGGGGGGAAUUGGCAGGGAAAUGGCCAACCGCGCAAAGGCCUUCGGAAUGAGAAUCCAGUACCACAACCGGUCCCGACUGUCGCCUGAGCUCGAGGGAGACGCUACAUACGUGUCGUUUGAUGAAUUGCUGGCUAGCUCAGAUGUCCUUAGUCUGAACCUCGCUCUUAAUGCCUCUACCCGUCAUAUCAUUGGCGAGAAGGAAUUCCAGAAGAUGAAGGACGGUAUUGUCAUUGUUAAUACCGCUCGUGGUGCGCUGAUUGAUGAAAAGGCGCUGGUCGCUGCUUUGGAUUCCGGAAAGGUCCUGUCCGCCGGUUUGGACGUCUAUGAGAAUGAGCCGGUUGUAGAGCAGGGUUUGGUGAAUAACCCCAAGGUGAUGUUGUUGCCACACAUUGGAACCAUGACAUAUGAGACACAGAAGGAUAUGGAGUUGUUGGUGUUGAACAACUUGCGCUCGGCGGUAGAGAAGGGAAAGAUGAUCACGUUAGUCCCUGAGCAGAAGAAUAUGUUCUAGAUGUAGGUUGGAGAUUAGAUUAGAUAUAAUUGAUAGAAUAAAUUGUUAAAGAGUCAUGCCACGAUCAAUUCAAGCUGUCAAAAUCUAGCACAGUCUCCCUGAGCUAGAAAUGAGUGCUCGGUAG
Messenger RNA from Aspergillus caelatus, 1237 nucleotides. Its product is annotated as D-mandelate dehydrogenase-like dehydrogenase. Gene Ontology annotation, cellular component: cytosol. Bases 124 to 1113 code for a protein of 329 amino acids. Lineage: Eukaryota; Fungi; Ascomycota; Eurotiomycetes; Eurotiales; Aspergillaceae. Gene Ontology annotation, molecular function: NAD binding; glyoxylate reductase (NADPH) activity; hydroxypyruvate reductase [NAD(P)H] activity. The transcript has 7 exons. The record is from RefSeq and is a predicted model, not a curated record.